CAGUUUUCGGCUGGCACAGAAGAAGUUUUGUUGUUUGGGUGUUACUUGAUGCUGUCCGAACACAUUUGCAUGAUUUUGUGAAGUUUAAAGUAAUACUGCGUAUAACAUUAGCUGAAAUGAGUCAUCAACCGAGUACAUCUUCAUCAUCCUUAUCAACACCUGCUAGACCCAGUACAGGAGAUGUGAAGGAAUUCAAUUUCAGAUUCCCUCUGAAUCAACGGAAGAAGUACAGUGUGAUGCAAUUCAACAGAAAUGACAAUGUUGAUCUCUCCAAAUGGAAGCAGGCUAAGAUGGAACGAGAGAACAACAAGAUCCACUACAAGACAGACCUCGAUGACCUCCCAAAGUUUGGGGCCGGGAGUGAGUUUGGUCGUGAGAGGAAAGAGGAAGCAAGGCAGAAGAAAUACGGCAUCAUCGCACAGAAGUACAAGGAGGAGGAUCAGCCAUGGAUUCUCAAACAGGGAGCAGCUGAUGGAAAAACGGCUAAAAAGUAUCGUGGAAGGAAGGAGGGAAGGAUAAAUGAGAACUCUAGUUACUUCAUCCUCUCUCAGCUGGCUGAUGGAACGUUUGAGGCGUACCCUGUUGACUCCUGGUAUAACUUCACAGCGAUGCAGACGUAUAAGACGCUAAACGCAGAGGAAGCAGAGGAGGAGUUUGGCAGGAGAGACAAAACGAUGAAUUAUUUCUCGGUGAUGGUGCAGAAGAAACUCAGGGACUCAAAGGAGGAAGAAGAGAUAGAGGAACAGUCAUCUAAAUCAAAAGGCUCUGAUCUUACCCUAAUGGAGGAUGAUUACUUCUUAUCAUCUGGGGAAGAGAAUGAGGAUAGCGAUGAUGAUGGUGGUGGAGGAGGAGGUAAAUCCAAGUCUAAAAAGAAGGUGAAAGGCAAAGAUAAGAAGACGACCAAGAAGAGACCUAAGAAGAAAGAUGUAGACAGUGAAGCUGAGGAAGAGAGUGAUGAAGGUGACUUUGAUGGCAGGGAGUUUGAUUAUAUCUCAGAACAAUCAAGUGAUGAUGAUGAGAUGGAACUUGCCAAAACAGACAUCAAAGGUUUAGAUCAAGAACUCCAACAAUUGGAAGAAGAGGAAGAUGAUGAGGAAGAAUCGAAAGAAGAUAACAAAGAAACCAAAGAGGGCGACAAACUUAACGAAUCAAAAGAGAGCAAGGGCAAAGAUAGUGAUGAGAGUAGUUCUGACAGCUCAGGUUCGGACAGCGACAUCGAUGAGAAGAAUAUACAAUCUGCAAUGCUUCUUCAGAAGAAACAUGGUCGAAAAUCAAAUGAAAAGACGCCCUCUAAGUCAGGUAGCGGGAGCCACAGUAGAUCACAGACGCCUACCGUACCAGACAAUUCUCAAACAGAUACUACGUUAUCAGAUGCAGCUAUGAAACUUGAAAAUAAAGAUGUAUCAAGUAAGAAGAGAUUGAACCCCACUGAUUCACCUGCUACUAAGAGACCAAGGACGGAGAGUCCUGUUCCUGGUUCAUCAUCAUCAUCAAACAAGACAGCAUCUGGUCAUGUGCCCUUGACAGAGGAAGAGGUAAAACGAUACUUAAUGAAGAGACCUAUGACCACCAAAGACUUACUAGUCAAGCUGAAUCCCAAGAGGACUGGACUUCCUAAAGAACAAAUCGAGACCAAGCUGGCUGAGAUUUUGGGCAAGCUUGCACCAGAGAAGAGGAAAAAGGAUAAAAAGAUCUACUGGUUUAUCAGAGAACAUUCCAAAUAGUGACGGUUUUCAGAUGGUGGUUCCAUGGACAGUGAUCAGAAAACAAGCAGGAAUUUGGUGUUCCUGAGAAUCAGGGGUUGUGUGAGGUUGCAUAAGCCUUUCUCGGGAAAUAGUCAUUGAUAGUGAUGCAUAAUUUCUGGCAUCAUCAUUGCUGACAAAAGGAGAAUCAUGAUCAGGAGUAGUGUCAUCAUCACCAUUAUCAUCACCUUCAUUAUCAUCAUCAGAAGCAGUAUCAUUGAUAUCAUUAUCAUCACCAUCAU
Molecule: messenger RNA, 1984 nt
Organism: Lytechinus variegatus (green sea urchin)
Lineage: Eukaryota; Metazoa; Echinodermata; Echinoidea; Temnopleuroida; Toxopneustidae
Product: general transcription factor IIF subunit 1-like
Exons: 13
Coding region: 117-1724 (535 amino acids)
Biological process (GO): transcription initiation at RNA polymerase II promoter; positive regulation of transcription elongation by RNA polymerase II
Cellular component (GO): nucleus; transcription factor TFIIF complex
Molecular function (GO): DNA binding; RNA polymerase II general transcription initiation factor activity; TFIIF-class transcription factor complex binding
Source: RefSeq, a predicted model, not a curated record